Pundamilia nyererei is the source of this 1467-nucleotide messenger RNA. Its product is annotated as mast cell protease 1A-like. Gene Ontology annotation, molecular function: serine-type endopeptidase activity. The record is from RefSeq and is a predicted model, not a curated record. Gene Ontology annotation, biological process: proteolysis. The transcript has 5 exons. Bases 10 to 765 code for a protein of 251 amino acids. Lineage: Eukaryota; Metazoa; Chordata; Actinopteri; Cichliformes; Cichlidae.
UCUGCCAAGAUGUAUGCUCUGCACCAAUUUAUGCUAAUUCAUGUUUUGACGUGCCUUAGACAAAAUGCACUUGGAAGUGAAAUUAUAAAUGGUGAAAAAGCUCCCGAGAACUCACUGUUGUAUAUGGCCUCGGUGCAGAACAAAUACGGCCACAGUUGUGGAGGUUUUCUUGUAAGUGAGGACUUUGUGGUCACUGCUGCACACUGUGAUGAAGGGAAUCCAAGGAGAAUAGUUCUUGGCACCCACGAUCUCAGCAAGCCUGCUGACACCGUGAAAGAUGUAAUCAUGAAAUGCAUACACCCAUAUUAUAUAGGUGUUGGAAAUGGGAAUGACAUCAUGCUACUCAAACUUUCUAGUGAAGUCCAACCAAGCAAAAGCAUCCAAAUGAUUAAACUUCCCUCUUCUGAAAUAAAGCUAAAGGAAAAUGAAAGAUGCCUUGUGGCUGGGUGGGGUUUGACAAAAACUGGUGGUCCAUUAGUUCACCAGUUGAGAGUAGUGAAUGUGUCUGUUAUCAGCCCAGAGGUCUGUAGGGAGAACUGGCCAGGUCUUCCGGAUGGUCUUAUUUGUGCUGGUGGUUAUGGCACAAACAAAGGGUUCUGUCAGGGUGAUUCUGGUGGCCCUCUGAUCUGUAAUGGUACAGCUGUUGGAGUUGUUUCUUUCAACAAAUGGGGCAGAUGUGACUACCCGGAUGCACCCAAUGUUUAUGUGGAUAUCGCAAAACACCUUGACUGGAUCAACGAGAUUCUCAAGAAAAAGCAUUGUUAAGUCUUACAUAAAUCUUUGCUUUGACACACUGUUAUUGUAGUUGUGCGUUUAAAUCGCUUUGUGUUUUAUGUAGAUGCAGAAUAAAUAAAUGUUUCAAAUAUUCCUCAGCAGACAUGUAAUUGUAGCAAAGUUGCUGUAGUGACAAUAUUAUUGUGAUGUCAUUUAGCUCAUUUUAACGCAAUAAAUCACUGGUAAAUGAUUUAGGGGACAGUAAAAAGGUUCCCCUGGAGUCAGAAACAAAAAAAUGCAGUCUUCGCUCAGCAUGAUGCAGUUAUUAGAUGAGAUGAGAUCAGGUUUUCAAGGUUGGCUGGGUAGUUUUAAGAGUGCACCCUGGUGCGCACCCUAUGACGGCUAGGAUAGGCUUGAGCUCUGUAACCCUGGGUUUAACAAGAAAAUGUAAUUGCUCUGAGCGGUUUUUGAUAUGGGCGACAUGGGCGGUUGCCCAGCGCACCCAACAGGCCAGGACAUGCUAAUGCUAGCUGUGUUUCCAUAGAUCCUAACUGAUCUCAGAGCGGUGAGAGCAGACCAACGGUACUUUGGCUUGUGAGCUACUCUCCAUUCAGUUUACAAACACCAGCGGUUUAGCCACAAUUCGCAUGCACAAAUCACCAGAAAAAGCAAAAAAAAAAAACUGCCGGACUCUCAGCUUGUCCAGCUCCAGUCAUUGUUAAAAGGAGACAGACACACCCAGACACUGUGAGA